Messenger RNA from Penicillium vulpinum, 1332 nucleotides. RefSeq lists its product as uncharacterized. The record is from RefSeq and is a predicted model, not a curated record. Bases 1 to 1332 code for a protein of 443 amino acids. The transcript has 2 exons. Lineage: Eukaryota; Fungi; Ascomycota; Eurotiomycetes; Eurotiales; Aspergillaceae.
AUGAGCGCUACAGUGAGCGCUGAAGAAUUCCUGGCUAAUGUUGAAGGCGGCAUCGUGCCAGUGACUUGCCAUGAAGAUGUCUUGCGGAUCGCAUUCAUCUAUCUAGACGAGGGGCUGUGGACCGGCAACGGGGUGUUCGAUGUUGUGGAGAAGCUGCACGCGCAUUCCUGGUCCUUUGGUGAGGGUGAGUUACGCUUUAAUCGUACCCUGGAUAUAUUCUACCUCGUACAGCUAGCAGCAGCUAUCUACCGCUAUUCCUCCCAACUGGAAGGUGACUUCCCCUCCUUCUCUGAUUUCCCUACCUUAUACACAGCCCACCACGCCCUACUGCACUCCUCCGCCUGGCGCUCCUACUACUCCACUCCCUUCCUCACCCAGCGCACCACAGCGCGCUUCUACCGCCUGCCUGACCUCCAGGACCUCCCCGACUCCUCCUCACCGCUAUGCCAGCCGCGCCACAGUCCGGUAUCCGCACACGCCCUGAAACUCUCCCGCUGGGCCUACACUGUCGGGUGCACGCGCCGCAGACAGCCCUUUCUACCAUUUGUGACUCUUACUACAGUAGCCCUUAGCUCGCUAGAGGCAACCAUACCACGCCUACAAACGGCCUACCCUAGCGUACCACCUUAUUCGGAAUCACAUGCGCGCUUCUGGCUUGACUAUUUUAUUCCUGAUCCAUCUCUAUCUUACUUGGCUAAGGUAACUUCCCGGGAGAUAUGGGGGCCCGAUAGCUUUGGGAUAUUGGUCGCACAGGGAAAGUAUGAUAUACACGGGUUGGAAGCAGAGUACCUCGCAGAGGCAUCGGGGGGAGAGGUUGCUGAGGGAUAUGGUGAGUCGGAGCAGGUGACAUGGUGCGGGUUACCGGAUGGAGGGAUUGGAGAGCAGGCGUGGUGGAGGGGGUGUGAGGAAGAGGCCGGGAGUGAGGAGGUAGUGGAGUUCCUAGCCGCUGUUGCAGUGGAGGAGACAGUUAGACUAGGACUAGAAGGAAUCGAGAUGGAUGAGUUGGACUUGUCAAUCCGGUCACAUAUACUACUAGCGGUCAUGCAGGCUGCGGUGAAGAACAGGCAGGAGAGAGAGCUUUUCCUGGGGGAGCUAGAGAGGCGGAUGGUGCAGAAGGGGAGAAUUGGGAAGGAGAAGGCAGGGAGGUGGGUUAGGGAGGCCUUGGGGAUCAUGGAGCCGUAUGUACGCGUAUGGCAGGGCGUGUGGCCUGGUGUAGAGGAGAGGGGGGAGAUGCUGCGGCGGAUCUUGGUGGAGAAUACGCAGCUCCUUGCACGCUGGCGGGUGUCACCUCUUUCGAAGCAGUUCACUUUUGAGCUGGGGCCGAGGGAUUAA